AUGGCGACCAACGGUAAUGUUAAUCACGACCAGUACGCGGCUGCCCCGGCCCAGAAGACUGAGGCGCCUACCGCCAACAACACCAACACCGAGAGCUCGGCUCGCGAUCUCCCCAAGGACGAGGUCGGUUGGUAUUUUGUCGAGCAGUACUACACAACCCUGAGCAAAUCCCCCGAGAGGCUGCACCUGUUCUACGGCAAGGGAUCGCAGUUCGUGGUUGGCCUCGAGGCUAAGGUGGUUCCUGUUUCAGUCGGUCGUCAUGCCAUUCAAAACCGCAUCAAGGAGCUGGAGUUCCAGGACACCAAGGUUCGUAUCUCCAACGUCGAUGCCCAGGGCUCCGGCGACAACAUCGUCAUCCAGGUCAUCGGCGAGAUCUCCAACAGGGGCGAGGAACCCAAGAAGUUUGUCCAGACCUUCGUGCUUGCCCAGCAGCCGUCUGGCUACUUCGUGCUCAACGACAUUCUGAGGUAUCUCGAAGAAGAGGUGGAGGAGGAGCCUGAAGCUCCUGUUGAGGAACCUGCGGCUCCCGCUGAGCAACCUGCCGCUCCUGUUGAAGCUGAGGCUAAGUCUGAAGCCCCCGCUGCUGAGGAGCCCGCCCCUCCUGCUCAGGAGCAAACCCAGCUGGACACAGCCGCUGUUACCGAGAAGCUCGAGGAGGCUGCUGCCGUUGAGACCCCGGCCGCUGAGGCUACUCCUGCUCCUGAGCCCGUUGCUGAGGCUCAGGAGAAGCCGGCUGAGGAACCUGAGGCCAAACCUGAUGUUGAAAAGACCGUUCAGGAGAUUGCUGAGGAGGAAGUUAAGAAGCCCGAGGAGCCUAAGGACCCCAGCCCUACUCCUGCUGCUACUGCUGCUCCGGCCCCUGCGCAGGCUCCGGCCCCGGUUCCGGCUCCGGCUCCUGCCCAGCCUGAGAAGCCGAAGGAGCCCCCAAAGCCUAUGUCGUGGGCUAGUCGUGUGGCUGCUACCGUUCCUCGUCCCGCUGUUCCGGUUGUUCCUAAGCCUGCUACCCCGCCCACGCAGGCUCACCCUCGCGCUCCUGCCCCUGCGCAGGCCCCGGCCCCUGCUGCUCCUCAGCAGCAGUCCGAGAACACUCCGACCCAAACCUCAACUAAGGAUAAGGAUUCCGGUAACGAGUGGCAGACUGCCGAGACCAAGCGCCAGAACCGCCAGUCUCAAGCUGCCGCUGCGGAGAAGGAAUACACCAUGGCGUAUGUCAAGUCCGUCACCGAGAAGGUCGAGGAGGGCAAGCUGAAGGCUCACCUUGAGUCUUUUGGCGAGCUGGUGUACUUCGACAUCAACCGUACCAAGAACUGCGCGUUCGUCGAGUUCAAGACUGUUGCCGGCUACAACGCUUGCAUCAAUGCCAACCCCCACACCGUCUGCGGCGAGACCAUCUAUGUCGAGCAGCGCCGUCCAAAGGCUAAUGCCUAUGGCGGCUCCAACUACAACGCCCGUGGCUCCGGUCGCGGCGGCCGUGGUGGCUAUGAGUCCACUCGCACUGGCAGCUCCGGCGGUCGUGGUGGCUUCAACCAGGCCCGUGGCCGUGGCGGCGGUCCCCGUGGCAGUCGCGGCGGUGCCCAGGCCGGCACUGCCUAA
Messenger RNA from Thermochaetoides thermophila DSM 1495, 1593 nucleotides. RefSeq lists its product as uncharacterized. Bases 1 to 1593 code for a protein of 530 amino acids. The record is from RefSeq and is a predicted model, not a curated record. The transcript is spliced from 4 exons. Gene Ontology annotation, cellular component: ribonucleoprotein complex; Ubp3-Bre5 deubiquitination complex; cytosol. Gene Ontology annotation, biological process: ribophagy; protein deubiquitination. NCBI's taxonomy places the organism in Eukaryota, Fungi, Ascomycota, Sordariomycetes, Sordariales, Chaetomiaceae. Gene Ontology annotation, molecular function: mRNA binding.